AUGAACAAAUUGCGUAAUUUGUUAAGUGUAAGACGCGUUUUGGAAUGCCGAUCAAUCGCAACCAGGAUCACUGCCGACGGGAAAGAUGUACCAAAGAAAAAGAUUUUUGAAAACAGAAUAACUUUGAUCGGUAGCGACAAUUCUAUAACUAUAACUGACCUUAAAAACGCUCAAAAUUUAUCAACUAGACGUGAUUUAAAAUUAGUAAAAAUCCAGGAUGAAGAUUCUAAAACGAGAAGGCCUGUUUACAAAUUGAUGACUAACGCAGAGUACCAUGAAGAGGAAUUAUCUGCUAGAAUUGAAAAGAAGGCAGCCAAGGAAAAUAAACUAAUCAAGGGAAAUAAGCUAAUAACACUCUCGUCGAGAAUAGCUGAGCAUGAUGUGAUGACAAAUGUGAAGAAGAUGAUGAAGCUGUUAGAAAAGAGCUAUGAAGUCAGGGUUGUUGUGUCUGGUGAUGAAACUCAACCGGAAAAAGCCGAAAGGAUAUACUCAAUUAUAGAGAAGAAUUUAAAAUCUAUUGGGAAUAUUGUACAAAAGAGGAACAAAGGUAAUAAUUUAAGAUUCCAAAUCAUACCAUUAAGGGACAACAGCAAUCAAUCAAAGAAUGACCAUAACUCGGGUGAAAACAAUGAUCAGAAAGGUCCACUAUGA
Molecule: messenger RNA, 651 nt
Organism: Danaus chrysippus (African queen)
Lineage: Eukaryota; Metazoa; Arthropoda; Insecta; Lepidoptera; Nymphalidae
Source: the annotation of a GenBank genome assembly